CUUGCUUCGAGCGAUGGAAGCAGGAACCGGCUUGUUGGAAUUCGAGUGAAAGAAGCAGCACGGACCUUUUGGAAAGAAAUGUAGCGUGGAACUGUACAGCGCAAGUGGAUCAUACCAAGAGCGCAAUUCGAAUUCCGUUUUCCGAAUGCGCGCCCGCACUUUUAUAUGUUGUAGUUCUAGUUUUAUUUCUCCCUUUUUCUCUACAUUCACACUGGUGACUUGGAGUGAGUUACGAAUUGAUCAUUCACUUAACAGGAAAAAAAAUGUCGUAGUUUCAAGCAUACUCCUAUCCAGGAAAAAACACCCAUCUCCAUCCAAUUUGUCAUGCAAAACAUACAUAAUUUCCAGCGUUUGCCAUGCAAAACAUGGAUGGGGAUGGGUGUUUUUUCCUGGAUAAUUUCGGUCGGCACGCGACCCGUAGGCGAAGUGUCGACCGUAGGUGGGUAACUGCGGCCAGCAUGGUGCGCUUGCUGAAGAGCAGGGCCGCGCGUUGUACCAUGCGGAGGUCCUGCUCCCGCUUUCUUCCGAUCUGUCUCGCACUUUUUGCGGCUCUUUUCGCACCGGACCACUUCUGUAUCAUCGCGGUCAAAAUGAGAACAAUUAGCGGCACCAAAACAGAGGAUACCGCCCAGAACGCCAUGCCUCGGACCGAGAUGGCGGAAAAGCUGAAUCUCUUCGAGCAGCAAACGAAGCGAAUCGGUCAAGCCAUCACGCAGAUGCAGAGCCGGGUUUCCACACUGCAACACUCCGCCGACCAGACAAUUUCGAAUAUCCGCUCCAUUGAAACGGAUAUCCAGAAGCGGAACGCCACGGCCCUGGCUGUGGCCACCAUUCUGCAAAACUCCACAACCAAGAACUUUACGCUGAGUAAGCUGUUACUCCAGCAAAAAACGAACGUGACCGCGGUGAGUGAGACCCGCGAGCAAAACAUCCAACCGAUUAGCGUGAAGAAGACGCAGUUCCAGGACUUUCAACUCCAAGUGGGCGAUGCGCAGGCGAGCGUCGACCGGAUCCGGCCCGUGAUGGAGAAAACAAGAAAGAUGGUUUCGGACUUGGAAUUCGCAACGAGGAACUGGACGCAGCUUGUGUUGCAGAGCGUGCACCGGAAUUUGGACGCGCAUUUGAUGGACGAGAGCGACAUCCAUCGGCGGAAUUUGAAGACCAGCACGGGGAUUCACGUGUUCGGGCGGGCAGGAAGUGAAGGGAGUGCUGGAAGUGGUGGUGGGAGCGGUUCAACGCGUUGAGGCUUCUUGUCCGGACUUUUCUAUCCCAUGAGGACAAGAAGAUUUGUUUGUAGGAGAGUAGUAGUUGUGAUCUACUUCAUCAUCCACUACACCAACAAGAUGUUGGACCUUGUACUUCGUGGAACGAACGCUCCAGUACAGACAAUGAUUUUCUUUUCCAUGUAGUAAUGCGGACGUCAGUGGUUAAGAAUUAUCUGCAAC
Amoebophrya sp. A120 is the source of this 1445-nucleotide messenger RNA. The record is from the annotation of a GenBank genome assembly. Lineage: Eukaryota; Dinophyceae; Syndiniales; Amoebophryaceae.